Symbiodinium pilosum is the source of this 334-nucleotide messenger RNA. The record is from the annotation of a GenBank genome assembly. Lineage: Eukaryota; Dinophyceae; Suessiales; Symbiodiniaceae.
GUCUUGCGAAGAUUGCGGGGGCGAGCUUCACGAUACGAUUGUCAACUUCGGGAACACUGUGGAGCACGUGCCUUCGAUGGAAGAUGCCCACGACAGGACCUGGGUUCAUUGUUUGAAAGCUGACCUGGUCGUCGUGCUCGGCAGCAGCCUCAGCGUGCCGACCGCCUGUGAUCUUCCCGAGGAGUGUUUGCCGGCGCGGGAUGGCAAACCAGACGGAGGGCGCCUGGUCAUCGUGAACCUCCAACGCACGCCCAAGGACCAGUUGGCCAAUCUCCGGAUCUUUGCAGCUUGCGAUGAUGUCAUGGCCUUUGUGGAGCAGCACUUGUCAUGCUGA